UGUGGCUCUUAAGCAGUUUGUCCCAAAACUCUCGCCUAUUUCUCUCUCUAUCUAUCAGCGCUUCUAUACCCGGGGCAGACUUGUAGGAAAGAAUGUUAUGAUUACAGGUGCAUCAGCAGGGAUUGGAGAAUCGUGUGCCCGAGAAUUUGCAAGUGAAGGGUCUAACUUGAUCCUCGCUGCUAGACGUACUGAUCGAUUGGAUGCUCUCAAGAAUGAAUUAAUGAACAAGUAUGAAUCUAUCAAGAUCCACACUCUGUCUUUGGACGUAAGCCAAAAGACGUCUAUCGAAAAUGCGAUGUCGCAUAUGCCGGAUGAUUUGCGAGACAAUAUAGACGUGCUUGUGAAUAAUGCUGGACUUGUCAUUGGCAUGGAUCCCCUAGCUGAGGUCACGGAAGAGGCUUACGAUAUCAUGUUUAACACAAACGUUAAAGGACUUACUUUCCUCACUCAGGCCGUAUUACCUAUAAUGAAGAAGAACCAAAGAGGGCAUAUAAUUAACCUUGGAUCUGUGGCUGGCAAAGAGAGCUACCCAGGAGGAAGCAUAUACUGUGCUUCAAAGCAUGCAGUGGAGGCUAUAACUAGAGCCCUCUUACAUGAAUUAAUUGAUACCCCAAUUCGAGUAAGUCUUAUUUGUCCUGGUAUGGUCAAUACCGAAUUUUCGACUGUUCGUUUCGGUGGCGAUAAACAAAAAGCCGAUGGGGUGUACAAGGGAAUCCAACCUUUGGUGGGACGAGAUAUUGCUGAACUUGUCACCUUUACUGCUUCACGUCCUCCCCACGUUAAUAUUUGUGAUAUGCUGGUUUUCCCCACAAACCAGUCUGGUGCCCGUACUGUCUACCGAUCUUCUUAA
This is a messenger RNA of Phycomyces blakesleeanus NRRL 1555(-), 850 nucleotides long. RefSeq lists its product as hypothetical. The record is from RefSeq and is a predicted model, not a curated record. Bases 98 to 850 code for a protein of 250 amino acids. Gene Ontology annotation, cellular component: cytosol. The transcript is spliced from 6 exons. Gene Ontology annotation, molecular function: oxidoreductase activity. Lineage: Eukaryota; Fungi; Mucoromycota; Mucoromycetes; Mucorales; Phycomycetaceae.